This is a messenger RNA of Mycena indigotica, 948 nucleotides long. RefSeq lists its product as uncharacterized. The record is from RefSeq and is a predicted model, not a curated record. The transcript has 8 exons. Lineage: Eukaryota; Fungi; Basidiomycota; Agaricomycetes; Agaricales; Mycenaceae. Bases 85 to 948 code for a protein of 287 amino acids.
GCUCUUAACCGUCAUCACCGAACGCAAAUUCAGACCCGUAUUCGCAUCACGAGCCAGCUUAUUCGUCCCACUCGCCGCCCUUCAAUGACAGCAGUUGGUUUCAAUGAACCUAUCGAUUUUACCAACACCGUCAUCGAUUCGAGCACACGUUUUCGCCAAUCCCUGAAAUCACACCAUCAGGAAGUGUCGAUAAUCUCCGGCACCACGGUCGCUCGAUAUCGGGUUCUUGUGGCAGGAAGACUCUGGGCAGGCAAGACGACUCUUGUUAAUACACUCUGUGGCACGGCCCUUGAGCCAGAUAAAGAAGACAUCGAGAUGGAGGUGCCACAAGGUUCCCUGUUGUUGCACGAUUCUUCAGGAUUCCAGGGCGUAGGCCCAGGCUUCCGCCUUAUGGAAAGGUUUCUCGCCAACCGUCGACGAGCGAGAAAGUUUUCCACACGUGUGCAUGCCAUUUGGUAUUGUAUAUGCACCGAUUCCGGAAUGCAUUUGUCGCCUGCCGAUCAACAUUUUUUCGACAACGAUAUCGCUCAACAAGUCCCAGUCAUCGUUGUUUUCACCCGAUACCGCGGCCUCGUCACCAGGGCAUUCGCCGACCUCCGAAUGACACUCCAACGGGCGGAGGCUAUGGAACAGCGUUUUGAAAAGGCGCGGGAACUACUCCGAAUUCAAUUCAUCGAACCACUAAACGCGCUGCGAUUUCCCCCGACUGCCUACGUUAAAAUCGACGACCUAUUAGAUGAGAGCACCACCUUAGAGCAUCUCAUUCAGACGACACUCGCGCUAAUGACAGAGGACACAUUAAGACCCAUGGUAUUGUCCGUUCGACAAAGCAAUUUGGAUGCUUGUAUGGUAGCUGCAGUGAGCGCAGCCUUUGAUGCGAACGAAGGCACCGACCUGCCCUUUUUUGUUUUACGCCAUUAUCCUCAUAUCUGGAAAGUGGGUCUAUAA